Tachysurus vachellii is the source of this 1462-nucleotide messenger RNA. Its product is annotated as myelin and lymphocyte protein-like. Bases 105 to 596 code for a protein of 163 amino acids. Gene Ontology annotation, molecular function: structural constituent of myelin sheath. The transcript has 5 exons. The record is from RefSeq and is a predicted model, not a curated record. Gene Ontology annotation, biological process: myelination. Gene Ontology annotation, cellular component: membrane. NCBI's taxonomy places the organism in Eukaryota, Metazoa, Chordata, Actinopteri, Siluriformes, Bagridae.
UCUGUGAACUUGCUUUCAGUCACAAUAGUUGACACAAACACACAGAAUUUCACACACACACACACACACACACACACACACAUAUAUACACGACUUGUAGGAUUAUGGCUUCUGCAGUGACCAAUAAUGGACUUCCCAGUGGGUGUAAGAUUUUCACCACAAUUCCUGACAUCUUCUUCAUCCCUGAAUUUAUUUUUGGAGGUCUGACAUGGUGUCUUGUGGCUUCCACUCGAGUGGAUCCUCCGAAUCCUCUGGGGUGGGUGAUGUUUGUCUCCAUCUUCUGCUUCAUCUUCACCACACUGUGGUUCAUCAUCUUCCUCUCAGGAGCAAACCAGAGCAGUGUGUGGCCCGGCCUGGACGUGGGGUAUCAUUUCAUCGCAGUUCUUUUCUACCUGAGCUCAUCUGUAGCUCUUGCCUACGUCACACUCUACUACAAGUAUUUGCUGACAAAUGAAGGGUCCAUUUCAACAAUUUUGACGGAUCAAUAUUUGAAGACUUAUAGAGAGGACAUCGCUGCUGUGGUGAUGUCUUUCAUAACCACUCUGCUCUACUUCAUCCAUGCUAUCUUCUCUACGCUCCGGUGGAAAUCCUCCUGAAGAGCAAAAAGAGAAACAUUUAAAGAACAAAACAAGGCAACCAUCUUCACCUCAAAACCUAAAACCUGAACUAAACCUGACCUGAAAAAGUUACACACACAAUAAAGUGCCCACUAGGGGCAGCAUUUACAACUGACUGUUUAGUUUUGUGCUAAUGAGCAGAAGGUUGAGCAUCAAAUCACAGAGUUUCCAGAAUACCGCUUAUUAAUUUUUCAGAAUUAUUCCCUGACCUUUCACCUUCAGCCUCAGAUUAAAGAUGAGAUUAUAGAAAGAAAAUCUUAACCUUAAAUAAAGUUUUAUAAACACACAAAGUUAUAAAGUAAAAAAUUGAUCAGAUUUUUUUUUUUUUUUUUUUUUUACAGAUUUCUGUUUAACUAGAAAUUUAUUUCUGGUAUUGUUGUUAAAACGUUUCAAACCUAUUAAAGAACAAUGUGACGGCCGACUGAGUCACGACCACGGCACAUACUUAUAUAUUCGUAUACGGAUCUACAUGUACAUCUUAUUCGUAAUUACUCUUCAGUUAUUUAGAGUGAAAGGGAGAGAAACACAGUGCUGUGUACAUUCCCCUGUACACGCCCACGCUGCCACGCCCACUUUAAAGGAGUGUUAGGGUUUUCUCACUUCCGCAUCAACAUCCGCAUGGGAAAGAAAUGAAUAAAAAAAAUCACAACUUUCCAAACAAAAACAAAAUAAAGGUUGUCUAAAAACAAACAAAAUAAAAGACAACAGAUUUCUGUAUUUCUGCUCCAUCUGAAUUUUACACCAAGAAAUGUUUAUGAUUUAUUACCAGAUUAUUUUCUUGAAAAAUGUUUCAAAUGUUAAUGUUUUUAUGCAAUAAUCAGAAAUAAACUGUUUAACAAACCACA